This is a messenger RNA of Phyllostomus discolor (pale spear-nosed bat), 6019 nucleotides long. RefSeq names its product solute carrier family 30 member 1 (gene SLC30A1). Gene Ontology annotation, biological process: detoxification of zinc ion; zinc ion transmembrane transport; intracellular zinc ion homeostasis. Bases 608 to 2137 code for a protein of 509 amino acids. NCBI's taxonomy places the organism in Eukaryota, Metazoa, Chordata, Mammalia, Chiroptera, Phyllostomidae. Gene Ontology annotation, cellular component: Golgi apparatus; endoplasmic reticulum; membrane. Gene Ontology annotation, molecular function: calcium channel inhibitor activity; zinc ion transmembrane transporter activity. The transcript has 2 exons. The record is from RefSeq and is a predicted model, not a curated record.
AGCAAAGUUUUUUUGUAAACCGUCUGCAAAGGCGGGGGGGCGAAGAAGGCGCCCGACACCGGGCCGAGUGCAGAUGCUGUGGCCGCCGCCUUUUUAGCCGCCCCGGCGUCGGCUACUCAAGUCGAACCACAGCCGGGCGACGUGCGGAGAGGAGACCUGCGCUGAAAGCCUGCAGAUGCUCGGAGCCUUCGCAGCGCGGAGCUGCCUGUCGCCCGCCCCCGCUGACCGCCAGCUCUCGCUCCUGGUCGAGCUCUUGGUCCCCAGGCUCCGGUAACCCCAGCUCCCCAACGCCGCCACCUCCGCCGGCCCGCUGCGGGUGUGGAGGCUGCUGGGGCUGAGCCGGGCCUCCGCUCCGGCUCCGAAGACGGGCGCCUGAGGAGCUGCGCGCCGCCGGCCCGCCGGGGACGUCUACAGGCGCAAAGGCUUGUCGGCUUGACCCGGGGCUCACCUCCAUCCCGCCCCGGAGGCCCCUCAGCGGCCAGGCUCGGGUGGUGAGAGCCCCGCGCCGUCCUCCUUCCUUUGCGGGGUCGUAGAACGACCCUCGGCGCCUCGUAGCCACCGCCUCCCAAGUGUCCGGGCUGCGCUUGGCGGGCCCCUAGCCGCAGCCAUGGGGUGCUGGGGUCGGAACCGCGGCCGGCUUCUGUGCAUGCUGAUGCUGACCUUCAUGUUCAUGGUGCUGGAGGUGGUGGUGAGCAGGGUGACCUCGUCGCUGGCGAUGCUGUCCGACUCCUUCCACAUGCUGUCGGACGUGCUGGCGCUAGUGGUGGCACUGGUGGCCGAGCGCUUCGCCCGGCGGACCCACGCCACCCAGAAGAACACGUUCGGCUGGAUCCGGGCCGAAGUGAUGGGGGCUCUGGUGAACGCCAUCUUCCUGACUGGCCUCUGCUUCGCCAUCCUUCUGGAGGCCAUCGAGCGCUUCAUCGAGCCGCACGAGAUGCAGCAGCCCCUGGUGGUCCUCGGGGUCGGCGUGGCGGGGCUGGUGGUCAACGUGCUGGGGCUUUGCCUCUUCCACCAUCACAGCGGCUUCGGCAACAACUCCGGCCACGGCCACUCGCACGGGGGUCACGGCCACAGCCACGGCCUCUCCAAGGGGGUCCGCGGCAAGAGCAGCCGCUCCGGGGACAGCGAUAAUAACAUGAGCCCAGGCAACCAGAGACCUGACCAGGAGGAGACCAACACCCUGGUGACCAAUAGUAGCAACUCCAACGGGCUGAAACUGGACGGGACAGAUCCAGAAAAGUCCAGAAAUGAUGGAACGGAAGUACAAGUGAAUGGGAAUCUUAUCAGAGAAGCUGAUCAUAUGGAAUUGGAAGAUGACGAUGAUGAUGAUAACACCGCACAACUUAACAUGCGUGGAGUUUUUCUGCAUGUCUUUGGAGAUGCUUUGGGUUCAGUGAUUGUAGUAAUUAAUGCCUUGGUCUUUUACUUUUCUUGGCGAGGUUGUCCUGAAGGGGAGUUCUGUCUGAACCCAUGUACACCUGACCCGUGCAAAGUGUUUAUAGACAUGAUGAAUCGUACUCAUUCUCCAGUUAAUGAGGCUGGUCCUUGCUGGGUGCUGUAUUUAGAUCCAACUCUUUGUAUUGUAAUGGUUUGUAUACUUCUUUACACAACUUACCCAUUACUUAAGGAAUCUGCUCUUAUUCUUCUACAAACUGUUCCUAAACAAAUUGAUAUCAGAAAUUUGGUAAAAGAACUUCGAGAUGUCGAAGGAGUUGAGGAAGUUCAUGAAUUACAUGUUUGGCAACUUGCUGGAAGCAGAAUCAUUGCCACUGCUCACAUAAAAUGUGAAGACCCAACAUCAUACAUGCAGGUGGCUAAAAUCAUUAAAGACGUUUUCCAUAAUCACGGAAUUCACGCUACUACUAUUCAGCCUGAAUUUGCUAGUGUAGGCUCUAAAUCCAGUGUAGUCCCUUGUGAACUUGCCUGCAGAACUCAGUGUGCUUUGAAGCAAUGUUGUGGGACUCGGCCACAAGCCCACUCUGGAAAGGAUGCAGAAAAGGCCCCAGCAGUUAGCAUUUCUUGUUUAGAACUUAGUGACAAUCUAGAGAAGCCCAGGAGGACUAAAGGUGAAAACACCCCUGCUGUCGUGAUAGAGAUUAAAAACAUGCCAAACAAACAACCUGAGUCAUCUUUGUGAGUCUUGAAAAAAGAUGUGAUAUCUGACUUUUGCUUUAACCCGCAAGAGGAAAAAAGACUCCAUUGAAAUUCUAAGUUUGCCAAGUAGUGUAAUUGAAGUCCUUGUCUGGUCACACAGCUUAAUUCUAUUUUUGUAAGAACAUAAUGGGACUGCUUAACAGAGUUCUAUAUUACAACUUUGUGAUUCUUAGUGCAGAGUACAGCGAUGCUGUAACACUUUUUGGAAAGCCAGUUUUAACACUAUGUUACAUUUUUGUUUAAAGUAAGUAUAAACCUUAUAUAACAAUGACAUUUGAUUUCCAGUUUUUUCCAUGGAGAAAAAUAAAUUAGGGGGAUUAAUAAAUUAAAAUCGUUACUGGAAUUUCUCUGCUUUUCUUUUCCCCCAGUGUUAUGCUUUGUUUGUUAGAGUAUAAUUACUAGACUUAAAAACCACCAGCUUUUUUCCUUUGAUACUUAGGUAAUAUUUACUUGCUUUUUAAGAUCAUUACAUAGCAUAAUGGCAGCAUAUUUUAAGAGUGACUUGUGGAUAUUAAUAGGAAGUUUCGUUUUUUCUUCACAUGGGUUAUUUAUAAUAUAUCAGUUAUUACCCUGUAUUCUAUAUUGCUGAGUAUUAUUCUAAUAAACAGUGAGAAAUAGCAAAUUGAACUAUAGUUUACACAUAGUAGGGCAUAUGGGGAGUAAGAGCAGAGAAGAAUGUUUACCAAAUUAAAUAUUUAGAUUAUUGUAAAGUAAUACUGAGACUACAUUUCUAAAUUAUUCUGAGAAUUUGAACAUGCUUUCUCUUACCGAAGUUAGUCUAAAACGUGGACGUGCUCACCAGCAUUACCUUCUUGGAAAGAUUAGCAUCACAAACACUGAACUGAAAGUUUGCUCACAAAAUAUAUACAAUGAAUGUUUUUAAGGACAUUCAACUCAGUCUAAUAAUUGCAUAUUAAAUACAGGCUUAUUAAUGGAAUCUUCCAAAUUGUUGGUGUUUAAAAACACUUUUUGCAGCAAAGUCAUCUCCUAGUGACCCAUACGAAUGGAUUCAAAUGCAGCUUUUCAAACAACCAGCAAUGUUUGUGUUUUGCCAAGAGCCACUGACUUGGGAGAGAAAAGAAAUCUGAAGACUAAUGCAAUUUGUAUAUUAAAUUCUUAAAAAGCAAAGUGAGUUAAGGCCACAUUAAUAAUUAAGAUUCUGUAAGUCAUCCUGUCUUGAUAGCGCUCAGAUCUUCCAAUAAUGGCUUAUUUUGCAAGAGGCCACAAAACCUACACAGGAAAUUGUUCUUGGCUUUUUGUUGUUGCUAUGGAUUUCAAAUCCAUACCCAAAUAUUAUUUAAGGGUAUUUAAGUUAUAUUUUUUUUUAUAUAGAGGGAUUAUGCUUUGUGAAGAAACUGUAGAUUUUUGUCCUCAGAAGAAUGAAUGUUAAUAUCAGUUAUCACGUAUAGCUCUAUUUUUCUAGAAACAAGGUAUCCUGACUACUUCAGUGACUUUUAUAGCUGACUACUUUUGGGAUGGCAGCCUUUUGGAAUUUGAAAUAAUUCAUUGUUUAAUGGGUCUUAAGAUGAAAGCGCUGGCCUUUGACAGUUAACUUUUUAAAAAGUUUUAAAGGGACGAUCUUUUGUGGUAGAAGGUAGGGGUUUUUUUCUAGGGUGAGCCUAUUGCUGGCAAUGGGCCUAUUUAAGAACAGCUGAUUUUUCCCAUGAGAGUGAGGUAAUUUUAGGAACACAGUUUGUAAGUUCACAUUUACUAGAAUGGGCCAAAACCCUAACCUGCCAAUUUGCAAUGCAUCUUGAUGUUUUAAUACUCUUACCUGACAUUGUGGGAUUUAGUUCCUAAGCUGGUAGUUCCUUUGAAUUUGCAAAAAAAAUUUUUUUAAAUGUGAGAUGGAGUGAAUAAGAGAAAGCUUCAAAUUAUACUAUUUCACGUACAUUCCUGAUUUAACACUUCAAGCUACAAAAUACUAAGAUCUCAAAACAGUUUGUUAUAGAAACAUUUCAGCAAUGAUACAAUAGGAUAACUGGUAAAAUACUCUCAAUGAGGUUUACUUGACAAAUGCUUUUUUGGGGUCUUUUUUUAAGUUUGUAUAGUGUGUAAGACAUAACUGAAUGAGGAUUUUUUUAAGAGGGUGUGUAACCUUGGAACAAGGGCUAUUUUUUUUUUCAAGAGUGCUUUGAAGGGAACGGCCUUUGGAUGUCAGUUCACUUAUCAUCUUUAAGUAGCUUGUGUGUCACGAAGGGGUACCACGGGAAGCUUCUCUUCAAAGGACAUUGUCAUAGCAUGAUCAGUGGCCACUGGCUCACCUUUUGAGUUUUAGCAGAGAAUUAUUUAUUUCUUUACAAUGCACUUUCUAACCCAUUUUUAGCUAUAUUAGCAUUAUCUUUUAAAAUGCUUUCAUAUUUAAAUAUUGUGGGAUUUAAGUGUCUCUUUCCAAAAUAGUUUAUCCUGUCCUCAGAGAAAGUGAGGGAAAUAUCCUGAAUUAGGAGACUUAAACCCAAUAUUUAAAUACGCUGUUUUAUAAUACUGCAUCGGUUUUAGGAGGUGCACCUCUCCUGCUGGCUCUUUUGUAUUUGAGCAAGAUCAGUGUAUUUAGAAUGUGUUUAGCACCAUGUCUGUUGUCUUGGUUUACUGAGAAGGCGCUGCAUGUGCCUGAAUUCAGACCAACCCAGAAGUUUUUCCAAGCCAAACGCAGCCUUAGUGAUGAGAGAUUUAAUUCUCCACCGUCACCUUUUCGCUUACAUGAUUGUUUUGGGAGGUGGGGUGGGGUAGAAGGGCAUUGUAAAAGUAUCGACUACAACCUACAAAAAAAAAAGGUCAAAAAACUCAAAAACUUUGCUGUAUGUAUUUUAACGUUUUAGAAAACAAUGUAUGACUAACUAAGGUAUGUAGUUGGAAUAGGAAAAAUUUCCAUCCAGAGCACCUUUGGAAAAUCCCAAUAGGUAGGAGACUAUGUUAGCGUUUUGUGUCUUGUUAACAUCCUUACUUUAAUUUUGAACUUUUGAAAGGUUUGAGGGAAAAGGCCUAUGGAACCUAAUGUGAAGUAUUUAGUAGUAUUGAGUUGAUUGAAGAUUUUUACUGUUUCUAAGAAGAUAUGAUGUCAUUUACCUGCUGUCUUAAGAUGUUCACAGACAUAAAUGUGGAGAAUAAUUCUACAAUAUAGAACUAUUUAUUUUAAUAGAGUUUCAGUUAAGUCAUGAAACAGUGUUAAAACUCUUGGGAAGUUGGAGGGGGUUCUUUUUGUUUGCUGGUUUUUAGAUUGAAACUGUCAAAUACAGUGUUUGACCCUCUGAUAUGGAAAUUGUAAUAGCACUAUUUUGAUGUUGCCCUACCAGUACUGUGUGGCAAUGCUGUUUUCUUUUACUAACAAGCUCUGGAAUACUUAGCAGUCAUUUUCACUGGCACAGGAGCUGUUUGUAUGUCAUUCAGUUUAAACUUUCAAACCAAAAACUUUAUGGUCCAGUGUCUUUGGCAAAAAGAUGCUGAAGGGAAUGUAACAUAAAAUUCAUAUGUGGUUAUAUAUAAAGAGACACCCAUUCCCGCGUCAUGGUUCUGCCUUGAAACAGCACAAUGAAGUGUAUCAGCGUAUUCCGUGAUUCCCUAUGGAACUUCCAUGUUGUGGUGUUUUGUGUUUGCGAUAGCCUGCCCUUCGGGCCAGACGUGGCACAGUGAAAUGCAACCAUCAUCUCAUUAAAUGCAGAUGCACAUCAAAUGUCUUUAGUGCUGCAACAUUUUACCUAAUCUUUUUGUAUGUUUUAUGACUGUGCAUUGUUUUCCAAAGCUGUUCCUACCUCACCAUGAGGCUUUAUGGAUUGUUAUGUAUUAUAAAUGUUCUUUAUGAGACAGACUACUGUUUCUUCUCAUUUAUUAAAAGUCAAGUAGAAAAAUAAAUUAAUUUUUAAAUAUC